CCCAAGAAAGACUGCUCUAUCCCCUUGGGGAAUUCUGAAUAGAGUGGAAUUCAUCCAUUCAUUUCAGGCAAAGGGCCCCAGGCAACAUUAUGUUGCUUUGGUUUAUCCCAGAAUCUUUGGUUAUUGCCUCCUCCUUAUGGUAGCUUCCAAGCAACCCCUCCUCCUUGUGCUCUGCUGACAGUGGCUCAGCAUCGCUUGAAACAAAGACAUGAAAAUGACAAGAUACAUCAGUAAUCUUGGCCACUGUAUCCUGGUUUAAUUGUGCUCUAGUUUUCCUGACUGUGGAAAGAGAGAGGCAAAUGAUCCCCCAGGAGGCAAUGAAUGGAACUCAACAAUGCAGGAAUGCAAGCCUGUGUGUGUGUGUGUGUGUGUGUGUGUGUGUGUGUGUGUGUGUGUGUGUGUGUGUGUGUGCGUGUGUGUGUGUGUGUGUGUGUGUGUGUGUGUGUGUGUGUGUGUGUGUGUGUGUGUGUGUGUGUGUGUGUGUGUGUGUGUGCGUGUGUGUGUGUGUGCACCAGACAGUGUGUAUUUUUGUUGGUGUGCAUAUGUCUGUGUUUGAGUGAACAACAGGAGCGAGAUUUGGAAGCCGAUUUCCAGUUCCUAUAGCAACCAUGAUGUAAGCGGAGAGGGGCAACUGCGCCCCAUUUCUCUCUAUCUCUCCCCCUCACUCUCCCUUUCUCUCCCUCUCCCCCUCGAAAAAACAGACAGCCCUGCACAUAGGAAGCCUGGGUGUAGAAGAUAGGGAAGUCAUCCUCAUUUUUGCUGGAAUAUAAGGCAUUUUUUCUUGAAUUUAUUUUCUUUUUAUGUUAGAGAAGAUUCGAACGCUGUUCAGUAACAUGUACGUUUCAAUCUUGGGAGAGAAAGGUCUGCUUGACAUGUCUGCCAAGAAAAUUAUUCAGUGCCAGAGGCAGUGUCAAUUGGUGUAUGGCUAUUCUCAGAUGAAGUCCCUGUAGAGAGCGCCUUUGUGAACUUUAUUGCUUUUGGAUUUUUUGAAAAGGAUAAAACUGGUAAGUCCCAGUCACCUCUAAUGAGGUCUGCCCUUUCACUGUGCUUAGUGACCCCAGAAGCAGCGGCAUGGAGAACCGGCGCUGCCAGCUCCCUCAACAGCCCAAUGCCCAGGCCCAAGAGGCCUCGACUGGGCCCCAGUCCUCCAUGGCUCAGUCCCCUUUACUGUCAGGAGCCUCCUCCCUCAUCUCACUUACCCAGACAGAGGAGUUCUUUGACCUGAUAGCCAGUUCCCAGAGCCGCAGACUGGAUGACCAGAGAGCCAGUAUAGGGGACCGACUGGGCAUCAGGAUAGCACAGAACAAUGUGGAACACUUGUGUGAGGCAUGUAGUUCACACGAACCUAGUGACGAGUUUUUCAACAUGGUCAUAAAGUAUCAGUCCUCCAGAAUCAAUGAUCAGAGGUGCUCUUUGCCCCCAGCGCCAGACCCAGAUGAAGACUUCUUCAGCCUAAUUCAGAGAGUGCAAUCCAAACGAAUGGAUGAACAACGGGUUUCUUUUCACUCUGAUGAAAAGGAUGAAACAGACUUAAAUCAUAAGUCCAAAACCUCUGAGGGCUCAAGCUAGAGACUGUGGCAUUUCUGAUGUGACUUCCACAAAAUUCUUCUGCAAACUCUGACUCUCUGGCUGCACAUUUUGUGAGAUCUUCCACAGAUGGGGUUAGUUGGGAGUAAUAUAGAUUUAUUUUAAUUAGUAGGAUGUUGAAUGUUUUCAUAUUUUUGCAGUCAAUUUACCCUAAGGUCACGGUGAGUCCAAAUGUGGCCUCGGGAUGUGAUUCAAAGGGAAUGGAAACACUCACCUGUUUGUAUGUUCCAAUAAUUGUUCUUUCACAAAAAUGUUUGUGCAGAUUUCAAGUAAAACAACACCAUGGCAAAUUAUUAACACACUGAUGCUUUCCAAGGAUAAUAUUACUAACUGUCACACAACACAAUAUAAAUCGGUGUGACAAACAAAGGCAGCGCAUAAUCCUCAAGCAGGUGUGUAUUCAUUUAACUCAAGUGGAAAGUGAGUUUCAGCAUACACUGAAUAUGAAUGUACUGAUUCCCAACAGAUGGGAGCAGUUAUAUUAAAGUUAUAUGGCUCAUGUAUCAGUUCAUUCGGUGGUCUAAUUCUGCUGAUAAGUAAUAUAACUAAUACUAAUCGUAAUAGAUUUCCUUUAGAAUAUUUAAGACAGGCUAAAUCCAUCUUUAAUAUUAAAAGGUGCAUAGUCUGUGAAAAGUGGAUAGACUCAUUUCAAGGUGCACUGUUUAACAUGGAUUUUUGUUUCAUUGGAAUAAAAAUGAUGUUUCAGUAUGA
This is a messenger RNA of Rhinichthys klamathensis goyatoka, 2298 nucleotides long. RefSeq names its product G protein signaling modulator 1a (gene gpsm1a). The transcript is spliced from 3 exons. The record is from RefSeq and is a predicted model, not a curated record. Lineage: Eukaryota; Metazoa; Chordata; Actinopteri; Cypriniformes; Leuciscidae. Bases 1072 to 1569 code for a protein of 165 amino acids. Gene Ontology annotation, molecular function: GTPase regulator activity; protein binding.